UGAAAGUUUUUGACUUCACACAUCCUUUUGAGAGCAUGACACAGACUUCAUACCCUGAGCUCUGGAUCAGACUUGUGAUUUUAUUUUUAAGUUUACUGUCGGAAGAGUCAUGUGUUUAAUAUUGACUGUGGUGAGGUGUUGUGUGAACACAGUUAGCUAACAUGGAGGAAGCAGAGACAGCUGAGGAGCUGUUAGCUAAGCAGCAUCGCAAGGAGAAGAAAGACCUGCAAGCUAAAAUCCAGAGUAUGAAAAAUGCUGUUCCUAAAAACGACAAGAAAAGGAGAAAGCAGCUGACUGAGGACAUCACCAGGCUGGAAUCCGAGCUGAGCCGGAAGCAUGAGGAUGAGCUGAGGCGGCUGCACAUGGCCGCUGCUGAGGUUAAUGAGGUUGCAGAUGCUGUUGAGUGCGUGACCGUGUCUGGAGGAGAGCAAGCAGAUAUCAAACACACCCGAAUAUCCAAAGCUCAAAAGAGGAGGGACAAGAAAGCAGCUCAGGAGAAGGAGAGAGAGAACCGCAUCGCUGAGGCUGAAGUAGAGAAUCUGUCAGGAUCUAGACAUCAGGAAGGAUUAAAACUAAGACAGAAGCUGGAAGAGAAGCAGCUGCAGAUUAAAGAGAUCUCGUCUGAUGGCCAUUGCAUGUAUCGUGCAGUAGAGGAUCAGCUAACGGGGCGUGGCCGUUCUCUCAGGAUCCAGGAGCUCCGAGUUCAAACAGCUCAGUACAUGAGGAGCCAUGAGGACGACUUCCUGCCUUUCCUUACCAACCCCAACACCGGGGACAUGUACACUGCAGAUGAAUUUGAGAAGUACUGCAGUGAUGUUGCAGAAACAGCAGCUUGGGGCGGACAAUUGGAGUUGAGAGCCCUUACGCACGUCCUCCAGUUACCGAUAGAGAUUAUUCAGGCGGAUUCUCCUGCUGUUAUUAUCGGUGAAGAAUAUGACAAACCACCCAUCAUUCUUGUUUACAUGAGGCAUGCGUAUGGACUGGGUGAGCACUAUAACUCUGUGGAACCACGGAAAGAUCCAACGGAUGAAGAGCAAAACUGAAAUUUUGUGCUGAAAUCUUUUUCAAAUUGGAUGGAGGCAAAUCUACAAACUCGCGGCUUUGGCGACUCCAGGUUUAGUGUAGGUGCUGAAACAAAGGAGAAAUGGCUUCUAGAAGAACCGAGUGAUGAUGACUGCUUUUGAUUUGAUUGAUAAUUAUCUAAUUACUUUAUGCGCAAUAUUCCCAGCAUACUUGUAUUAUCAUAAUUGAUCGAUGUGCAGUGGUUAGGUCUGAGGAAAUAGGCUACGAUGAAGCUUGGAAUAAUAAAAAACCAAAAGCCUUUUUUUGAAAUUCA
This is a messenger RNA of Neoarius graeffei (lesser salmon catfish), 1336 nucleotides long. It is a transcript of the gene otud6b, whose product is annotated as OTU deubiquitinase 6B. Gene Ontology annotation, biological process: protein deubiquitination. The transcript has 7 exons. Gene Ontology annotation, molecular function: cysteine-type deubiquitinase activity. Lineage: Eukaryota; Metazoa; Chordata; Actinopteri; Siluriformes; Ariidae. Bases 162 to 1043 code for a protein of 293 amino acids. The record is from RefSeq and is a predicted model, not a curated record.